This is a messenger RNA of Verticillium dahliae VdLs.17, 439 nucleotides long. RefSeq lists its product as uncharacterized. The record is from RefSeq and is a predicted model, not a curated record. NCBI's taxonomy places the organism in Eukaryota, Fungi, Ascomycota, Sordariomycetes, Glomerellales, Plectosphaerellaceae. The transcript has a single exon. The annotation marks the transcript as partial.
AACAGCUCAUAACCGCCGGACCUCUGCCAUCGACUUCACGUACUUCCAUCUCGUGUCGUAGGAAAAAACAAGCGACAAGACACAACUGCGCGCGACAACGACAGCUUCCACCAUGGCUGCCAACACCAAGUACCAGCAGGCGCCAACUCACGACCCCGAUGCCGACGAGCACGGUCUCUACUCCCAAGCACCCCCAGCGUACCAGGCCGAGAGCAGCGCCGCUCAGGAUGAGGCCCGUCUCUUCGGCGGCGGCGCGCCGCGCGCCAGUCAGGAUGAGGACGGCGACCUGCCCCGACGACUUCAAGUUUGGGCGGCUCCGUCGCCGAGGCCACCAUCGACAUCCCGCAUGCAGUUCAUCCGCAAGGUCUACGCCAUCCUGACUGUCCAGCUCAUCGGCACCGGCGCCGUCUCGGUCCUGAGCUUCUUCAGCGAGGGCUAC